AUGAGGGAAAUUAAAGAGAGCGGCUACGAGCGUGAGGCCUACUUGAUUUCGAUCAUGCUGAUCACCUUCACUUCCGUUGUUCAUCGAUUUGUUCAAGCAGGAGCUCCAGUAUUUCCUUUUCCCCGGAUCACGUGCAGAAGUCCUCCUUUCGCGUGGAGAACGCAGGUACUGGACAAUAUACCCGUGAUGUUGUUUACCACCUUCGUUUUUAUCUCGAUGGUUCUGCUCCACGAAGUGGAAAGGAUACCUUGGUAUAUUCUCGCGACGUUCUUGCGAACAUUGGUGAUUGAGCCGCAUUCUCACCACGUUACAUGCAUCAAGGAGUUGUAUACCGUAGAGAUACAGUACUGGUCACAAGACACGAAAGAAAAACACGAAAAAUGGAGAAAUGUAAAAAGGCAACGCCAGUGA
Molecule: messenger RNA, 411 nt
Organism: Necator americanus (New World hookworm)
Lineage: Eukaryota; Metazoa; Nematoda; Chromadorea; Rhabditida; Ancylostomatidae
Exons: 2
Coding region: 1-411 (136 amino acids)
Source: RefSeq, a predicted model, not a curated record